UAUCAAGAGACAUUAAAAGAAUAGUUUGAUUUUCUUCAGGUAUUACCAUGGCCUUUGUCAAAGUUGAAUUAGGAGUCACUUCCGAAACCACAUAUUCUAUUGCAGGAAAGCAAAUUAAAUUUAAUAAUGGAGAAGAUAUUAAACCAUAUGUUGAAGAAUUAAAUAAAUUUAAUAAAGUUACAAAGAUUGAUUUCUCAGGUAAUACUAUUGGUAUUGAAGCUUCUAAAGUUCUUAGUGAAGCCCUUAUUGGUAAGCAUAAAGAUUCUAUAGUUGAAAUCAAUUUUUCAGAUUUAUAUACUGGUAGAUUAAAUACUGAAAUUCCUGAUUCAUUAGAAUAUUUAUUACCUGCAUUAUUAAAAUUGCCAAAUUUAAAAUAUAUUGAUUUGAGUGAUAAUGCUUUUGGUUUACAAACCAUUGAUCCAAUUGAAGCUUAUUUAGCUAAAGCUGUAUCUAUUGAACAUUUAAUUCUUUCAAAUAAUGGUAUGGGACCCUUUGCUGGUGCCAGAAUUGGAGGAUCUUUAUAUAAAUUAUCAAAGGCUAAAUUAGCUGCUGGUAAACCUUCAUUAAAGACAUUUAUUUGUGGAAGAAAUAGAUUAGAAAAUGGUUCUAUAAAUUAUUUAUCGGUUGGUUUAAGAAAUCAUAAAGAUUUAGAAGUAGUCAGAUUAUAUCAAAAUGGUAUUAGACCAGCUGGUAUUUCUAAAUUAGUUGAAAAGGCAUUACCUUUAAAUAAGAAAUUACAAGUAUUAGAUUUACAAGAUAAUACUAUUACUACUUCCGGUGGAGUAAAAUUAGCUAAUUCUAUUUCAUCAUGGGAAGAUUUAGUUGAAUUAAAUCUUAAUGAUGAUUUAUUAAAGAAAUCAGGAUCUUUUGCACUUGUUGAAGCUUUACGUAAAGGACCAAUCAGACCAAAAUUAACUACUUUGAAAUUACAAUAUAAUGAAUUAGAAGCUGAUUCAUUAAAACUUUUAGCCGAAAUCAUUGAAACUAAAUUACCAAAUUUAAAAAUCUUAGAAUUAAAUGGGAAUAGAUUUGAAGAGGAUUCUGAAUAUAUUGAAAAAAUCAAUAGUAUUUUUGAAGAAAGAGGUUUUGGUGAAUUAGAUGAAUUAGAUGAAUUAGAAGAUUUAGAUAGUGAAGAUGAAGAUGAAGAUGAUGAAGAUGAUGAAGAUGAAGAAGAUUCUUUAGAGGAAGAUCUUGAUUUGGAUGAAUUAGAAAAGGAAUUAUCCGGUAAGAGUCUUGAAGAGAAAGAUACUGAUGUUGAUGAAAUUGCUAAUGAAUUAUCAAAAGCUCAUCUUAAAUAGGUAAGUAUAUUUUGUAUAUGUAUAAUUAAUAGAUUUAAAGCAUAUAUAUUAGUAGUAGUGUA
Messenger RNA from Scheffersomyces amazonensis, 1360 nucleotides. RefSeq names its product GTPase-activating protein (gene RNA1). NCBI's taxonomy places the organism in Eukaryota, Fungi, Ascomycota, Pichiomycetes, Serinales, Debaryomycetaceae. Gene Ontology annotation, cellular component: nucleus; perinuclear region of cytoplasm; cytosol. Gene Ontology annotation, molecular function: small GTPase binding; GTPase activator activity. The coding region runs from base 48 to 1298 and encodes 416 amino acids. Gene Ontology annotation, biological process: nucleocytoplasmic transport; activation of GTPase activity. The record is from RefSeq and is a predicted model, not a curated record. The transcript has a single exon.